UCUGUCUUUUCACAGCUGGAUCAGAUGUGUGAUGGUGAGACUCCUGACCUGGGUGAUCUGGAAGAGUCUGAGAGGGAAACAGUCCAGGCCAUACUGGAUCUUGUAGACCAAUGUGUUGGGAAGGAUGAGGACGAGAUCAGAUCCUCUCUUCUCAGUGCCGUCCACCUCAUUGUCAGUGCCAUGGACGGAAUGACAGAUGAGGGUCUCUCUGUGUUGGGAUCGUGUUGCAGUCCUCCAGUCUUACAGGCCCUGCAGAUCCUGGUGCAUCACGUGGCAGCAGGGAGUGCGGAGACCCUCUCUCUGAGAGAUGCUGGUCUGGCUGUUCUGACUGAGGAGGAGGUGUUUGGGAGGACAGAGAGUCUCUUUGGUCACUCUGAAGUUACACUGAAGAGAGAAGAGGACACACUGAGGACAGAGAUGAAGGACCAGCCUGGAUACCUUCCUCUAGUCAUGAGUAUCACUGUGAAAGGCCUGGCCUCUUUAGUGUAAGGAGGGAGAGGGAGAGGGAGAGGGUGAGGGUGAGAGAUGUGACCUGUUGCCACAAGAAAAGGGCAACAAGUGAAGAACAAACACCAUUGUAAAUACAACUCAUAUUUAUGUUUAUUUAUUUUACCUUUUGUACUUUUUGCAGAUCGUUACAUCACUGUAUAUAGACAUUGUUAGCAGUUGAUGUUAUUCUUCAACAACACAGAGCUCAAAGCAAAUCAGGGGGGGAGAAAUAUAUGUAUUCAAAGAGAACAAAUCAUAGUUGUUAUGCUGGAAAGUAGAUGGAAGAUGGUUUUCUUCUCUGUCUCAAUAUUGAAUUGAGAGAGAGAGAAUAUGGUCCUCUGUUGUGCAGCUGGUAGAGCAUGGCACGGGGUAGUGAGUUUGAUCCCCAGGACUACCCAUAUGUAACAGGUAUGCACGCAUGACUGUCAGUUGCUUUGGAUAAAAGUGUCUGCUAAAUGGCAUAUAUUAUGAAACUUGUAAAUCUAGUUUGAACUGAUACACUCAGUAUUUCAUUCCAAUAUUUGACUCCUGCACUAGCUGAGCUGAAGAACUAGUGAACAACAGUGUAUGAAUCCUUGUAACGCUUUCAGUAAAGUGCAACAAACAAUAUCAGAUGUCUCGACCUCCA
Messenger RNA from Salvelinus fontinalis (brook trout), 1117 nucleotides. Its product is annotated as gasdermin-E-like. The coding region runs from base 25 to 489 and encodes 154 amino acids. The record is from RefSeq and is a predicted model, not a curated record. The transcript is spliced from 3 exons. NCBI's taxonomy places the organism in Eukaryota, Metazoa, Chordata, Actinopteri, Salmoniformes, Salmonidae. Gene Ontology annotation, biological process: programmed cell death. Gene Ontology annotation, cellular component: cytoplasm.